AGAAAAACAAAAAGGAAAAUAUCUGUGAAGCGCGUCCAUAGCCAAGCAUUUCAUAUCCAAGUGCUAUUCGUUUGGCGAAGACGAUGGACGAUCAGAAUUCAAGAGCAGUGGGCCCCAUAAGUUUCAUUACCAUGCUGUUUGGACUGUAAACAAGCACACGUAGCAGCAUCACUCGCAGUCUUGUUGUCACCUCCACGCAGAUAGCGCCACCCUUCACCUGUCACGCUUCUCUCGACACCUCGAACUCAGCACACUCUCACUUUUGGAUCUGUUCUUCUGCUUCUGAGAGAACAUUCACUUCUUCUCUCCUAAAUAUCAAAGACUAAACCCUAAGUGCAGGCAAAGAUGGUUUACACCAUCUCGGGAAUUCGAUUUCCGGUUGUUCCUUCGCUGCACGUCUCCAGCCUCCGUGACGAUCGCAGGGCAGCGUCUCUUCCUGUUUUUCUCAGAAAGAACAACUUCUCUCGGAAAAUCCUUGCCGUAAAAUCUUCUCAUGAUUCUGAUUCCCCGUCUUCUGCAAUUGCUGAAUCUGAUAAGGUUCUUAUUCCUCAAGAUCAAGAUAACUCUGCAUCCUUGACAGAGCAACUUGAAACUCCUGUUAUAACCUCAGAGGAUGCACAUAAUUUAGAGGAUUUAACAAUGGAAGAUGAGGAUAAAUACAGCAUUAGUGAAGCAGAUACCAGUUACAGACAGAUUGAAGGUGGGCUAGGUUCGGUGGUAUCUGUUGGCAAGAAAGUAAAGAUACCAAGUGAUGAAGCUAAACCUAAGACCAUUCCCCGACCUGGUGCUGGACAGAAAAUAUAUGAGAUUGAUCCAUCUUUGCUAGCCCACCGUGAGCAUCUUGAUUUCCGUUUCCGACAAUACAAAAGAUUGCACGAUGAAAUUAACAAGUAUGAAGGUGGUCUGGAUACAUUUUCUCGUGGCUAUGAAAAAUUUGGCUUCAUACGCAGGUACAUACACAUAACAUUGUUUGAUAAAUUAUUGAUGUCAUUAUUGAGAUGAUAAAUAGAUACAUCAAUCCAAUAUAUCUAUUGCUGAUCAAUAAACAAUAUAGACUAGAUUGAAUACCCUAAGAGGACUUGUAUAAUUGAUUAAUGCUACAAAUCGAAGAACCUUGAAUUGAAGUCAUCUGGCAAGUGGCAGCUAGAGUUGUUAAAACCUUAAUAGGCAAUCCAACUAAUAAUAAAUAUUAGUAACUGGAAAUUGUAAGAGGCCAACAUCUGGGAAGGGGCUAGAUUGAAAUGGCAAACAAGAAUUGCAUGGUGAGGAUCAUACUUAAGAUCUUCAAAACAGAGAUUGUGGCGGUGAGAGGAGAGAGAAAGUAAUAGACUCAGUGAAUCACACCUUUAGUGUGAAAUUUCUUACACUAAGUAAUGGUGGUUUUUUUUGCUAAGCAAAAAAGGACACUUAUAUACUUAAAUAA
Molecule: messenger RNA, 1423 nt
Organism: Vigna umbellata (rice bean)
Lineage: Eukaryota; Viridiplantae; Streptophyta; Magnoliopsida; Fabales; Fabaceae
Source: RefSeq, a predicted model, not a curated record